Chionomys nivalis (European snow vole) is the source of this 2863-nucleotide messenger RNA. It is a transcript of the gene Ak1, whose product is annotated as adenylate kinase 1. Gene Ontology annotation, cellular component: cytosol; cytoplasm. Gene Ontology annotation, biological process: nucleoside triphosphate biosynthetic process; ATP metabolic process. The record is from RefSeq and is a predicted model, not a curated record. The coding region runs from base 144 to 728 and encodes 194 amino acids. The transcript is spliced from 7 exons. Lineage: Eukaryota; Metazoa; Chordata; Mammalia; Rodentia; Cricetidae. Gene Ontology annotation, molecular function: nucleoside diphosphate kinase activity; AMP kinase activity; ATP binding.
CGGCAUGCCAUGCGUGCGCGCUGACAGCCUUAUAAAUAGUCGCCUUUGCAGGCGGCUGAGAGGACUGGCAGGGCACGCACUGGCCCCAGCGCCCACUACACCCUCCCCCAGAGCCGCCGACCUAGCUCCCUGAAAUCAGCAGGAUGGAAGAGAAACUGAAGAAAGCCAAGAUCAUCUUUGUGGUGGGUGGGCCUGGCUCAGGAAAGGGCACCCAGUGUGAGAAGAUUGUGGAGAAAUAUGGCUACACCCAUCUCUCCACUGGGGACCUACUGCGGGCAGAAGUCAGCUCAGGAUCGGAGAGGGGCAAGAUGCUAUCAUCCAUCAUGGAAAAGGGACAGCUGGUGCCACUGGACACGGUGCUGGACAUGCUUCGUGAUGCCAUGAUGGCCAAAGUGGAGUCUUCCAAUGGCUUCUUGAUUGACGGCUACCCGAGGGAGGUGAAGCAGGGAGAAGAGUUUGAACAGCGGAUUGGACAGCCCACACUGCUACUGUAUGUGGACGCAGGCGCCGACACCAUGACCCAACGACUCCUGAAGCGAGGGGAGACCAGUGGCCGCGUGGACGACAAUGAGGAGACCAUCAAGAAGAGGCUGGAGACCUACUACCAGGCCACGGAACCUGUCAUUUCCUUCUACGAGAAGCGCGGCAUUGUGCGCAAGGUCAAUGCUGAAGGCACCGUGGAUACUGUGUUCUCCCAGGUCUGCAACUACCUGGACUCCCUGAAGUAACUGGAGACCCUGGCCAGCUCCCAGCCCGCCCCACCCUUGCCCCCUGACCCCAGGCAUCCUGGCUCGAGCCCAGCGUCUCCACCCUGCCGGGCUGUGCACAGACACAGGAAGCCACCUUAUCCUGUUCCAUGGACAUCCGAGCACUAAAGGAAUUGCCAAGGACGUUUGGGCUCACUCCCUUUUCUUUGCUUCCUAUUGAGGUGAUUCAUGCUGCCACAGCUGAGGGUCUGGCACUGCCUGCCCAUUCUUGCCUGUGCCUCAGCCCAGCCAUCCUGUCUCCCUCCAGCUCUGCUGGGAUCCUAGGCCUUCCUCAGCCAAGCCGUGUCAGGCCUAGGGGCCUCUGGGUUGACAGACAGACUGCUCCUGGGCUCUGAAGUUCAGCCCCUUUCUCAUAGCCUUACCGUAUGGCUUUGACUUUAAGCCAUCAUCUCUCUCGAGUGAGUUUUCUUUUUUCUUCUUUUUUAAGGCAGCAUUUCACGUGUCUCAAGCUGGCCUCACAUCUGUUAUGUACCUGAAGACAGCCUGAUCCUCCUGCCUCUACUUCUGAGUGCUGUGCCCACAGGUGUCUCUACCACUGCCGCUUCUGGUUUAUGGGGUGCCAGGGAUCAAUCCUGUGACCGUGUAUACUAGGCCAGCAUGAUAUUUCUGACUGGGGCCUGGGCUGCAGUGGGCAUAGGGCACGGGCACACCAGCCGGGGCCACGUGGCUACCAGGUGGCAGGCGCUGUGCAGUGGAGAUGCAGCUAGGUAGGACGCUGAGGUCAGGGUAGCCUUCCUGAGGGGGACUCGGUGUGGCCCUGCCAGGCCUCACCGUCCUGUGAGCUUUUUCCUCAGUUCUAAAACAUUGUGUCCCAGUUCUAUUACAUUGUGUCCCAGGCCUUAGCCUCAGUGUUAGGACAAGGACAUAUUGAUCGAGGCAUGUGAGUUGGCAUAGACAUGGACGUGAGGUCAAGGACCAGGCCUGGAACCUGGAGAGGACACCCGAGAUGCCCAGAGGAGCUGUCACCUCUCAUCACAUAGGAAGGCUCUCUUGGUGCUCACCGGUCCUUGACCUCUGCCCCCAUCACCAGUGACUUCCCCUCCAUGCCCAGACAGCCUGUAGCCGGCUGCCCCAGCUGCGCCAGGGGCACCUGCUCCUGGGGGUGACUGUGCUCAUCCCUUCUGUUCCUGCCAGGGGGCCACCUUUCCGUUUGCACCCUCUAUUCAAGCUGUCCUUUAAAAUAAAUAAACAUAUUUCAGUUAUAACAGUGAGUGUACUGAAACAAUCAGUGUUAGCAGGGAGAGGGCAGCAUCACCAGGAACACACUUUUGCUCGGCCAAGGUUUGGGGGCGAGCUGUCUACACCUGUCCUCUGUCCCCCAUGUUGACUUUAGGAAAGCGGAAGGGUCUAGAACCCCACGUCACUCUGUAGCAACCCCCCCAUGUCGCCAUAUAGAUGCGUGCACACGCACGUGCACACAUGCAAGCACAGCCAUGCACACACAAUUGUGCAGACAUACGCUCUUGCACAGACUCCCCCCCCCCACAGACCUUCUGAACAUGGUUGUCUUAACAUUUCACGGGGGAGGAGAAAGCUGGAGAAAGAGGCCUGAAAACCCCCGCUGUCUUUGUGAAUUUACAGCUCAGUUAAUUCAUGUGGGUCCCAGUUUAUGAAAACCUGGCUGAUAAAAUCGAAAACUCAGCACCACUGGGUCACUUUGUCCAUUAGCAUCUGGAGGGAUCUAGUUCUAGGGCCCUUGAACAUACCUAUGUCCUUUGUAAAAUACUGCAGAGGCUAGACAUGGGGCAUGGGCCUGUGCUCCUACUUAACGGGGUAGGGGUGGGAUACUAACUGUUGGCCUGGUAGUUUAUGCCUAUAUCACAAGACAGCAGGAUUGCCACAAGUUGUUGGAGGCCAGCUUGGAUUAUAGUGUAAGAACUGAUAAACAUUAAAAAAAAAAAAAAAUGGAGGCUGGUUGUGGAUUGCAGCUCACCCCUGUAAUCCAGUAUUCAGGUUGCAGAAACAAGAGCAUCACUGAAAAUUCGAAGCAGCGUUGUGUACCAAAGGGUCUCCAAGCAGCCUAGGCAGCAGAGUGAGAGCUUCCCUUGGACUCUACUCCCUGCUAAAGUAAGAAAAAAAAAUAAACGAGAACAAGA